This is a messenger RNA of Mya arenaria, 1077 nucleotides long. RefSeq lists its product as uncharacterized. NCBI's taxonomy places the organism in Eukaryota, Metazoa, Mollusca, Bivalvia, Myida, Myidae. The record is from RefSeq and is a predicted model, not a curated record. The transcript has 7 exons. The coding region runs from base 1 to 738 and encodes 245 amino acids.
AUGGAAAAACAAGAGGUCAAGAAACGUUCUCCGAAUUUUUCCCUGCAUGAUUGUAUGCUGUUGGCAGAGGUUAUGGGAGGACCAAGCGGAACACAAAAUCUAACCCGUUACCAAUACGUGCAUAACAAGCACACACCCUCUAUUACAACAAAAACCAAGCGGCACAUGUGGGAGGAAACCAUACCAAAGAUGUAUAACGCUGGGUCAGAGUUCCCACGCUCAUCCAUUGAUCUUCUGAAGAAGUGGGACAACUUGGUGCAGAGGCAUAAUAACUUAUACCAAGAUUACAUCCAAAAUCAACAAAAAACUGGUGGUGGACCUAAUGCUGGGACCAUUGGUCUAUUGACAGAUGCUGUAAUAUCUGUAGUUGGGAAAAAAGCCUGCGGCCUAAUUGGAAUCUCAGGCCAGGCCGGAAUGCCAAUGGACUCGGGAUUUCUACAGCUGCCCUCCAACAAUGUGUCCACAGGCAUUUCCACAACUAAUGGGAGUGAUCUUAACAGUGCAUCAACAUGGGGAAUAAGUGCCAGUUCCAAUGCAAGUCUUAGUGCCAGUGAAGACUUGGUUACAAAUUACAGCCCAGUUCAGAUGGUGACAGACCUUAAUGUGACCAGUGAGACAUACAACAUCAGUGACUCAGUGAUCUGCACCUGUUCCUGCCAUACUGUGAUGCAAGGUUUGCGGGAAGAGAAGCUACGGCUCCAGAUCAGGGUGCUCAAAAAACAGCUUGGCGAAGAAUGAUUAUAGCCUCGGAUUCAUUUGUACUUUUAAUGUUCAGGUAUAAGAUCAUAAUAUAUUUCACGGAGUGACCACCAAAAUCUCUAUUUCACAAUUGGUGUAGCUCAUCUGUGAAAUAUUGGCUUCUGGGUUUACAAUGUGAAAUAUUUUGCUAUCUUACACUGAAUUCAACACUUCUUUUAUUAUAUGCAUAAAUAUAUGAGAUAAAAUAAUUAAAAUUUAUUGGAAGUUUUUCAGGCAACCGGCCAAAAUUUAGGCAAAUGUAAUGUCAUUUCAGAAUUGACAUCAUAAAAAGUGUGUACCAGCACUUUGCACGUUCAUUUUGUAUAUGCAUUUCCUUUC